AUGGACGGCGUUGAGGGCGCUGUUGAGGCAGCGGCGGCCGAAUCACGACACUGGACCCCGCGAUGGCGACACACCCCACGCCAAGGGGUAGCGAAUCAUCAGCGCUUCGCAGCACAUCAUCAAGCAUCGGACCCCGUUGUAACCCACACGACUCCCAGAGUGUUAUCUGGGCAGUUCUCCAGUAUCCAGCUCUCACCUCUGCUCGGCAUGGGGUCAGAGCAGGAAUACGCGUCCGCGUCUCCCAAGGGAGUAACGGUGGACGAGUUUUCUUCAGACGGACAAAACUCUGCAGUACUCGAGAAGAAGAAAGCGCCAUGGUGGUCUUAUAUCUGGGACUACGAGCCGGGCCGAUCGCAGGAGGAGCGCGUAUUCAUCCAGAAGCUCGACGUCUUCCUGAUAACGAUGCUGAGCUUCGGCUACUUUAUCAAAAACCUCGACCAGACGAACAUCAGCAAUGCUUUCGUCAGCGGCAUGAAGGAAGAUCUCGCAAUGAACGGGAACGAGAUCAAUCUCAUCGACACAGCGUGGACCGUCGGCUGCGGCGAGCAUAUCAUGGAUGGAAUCAUCAGUCUGCCAAUUUGCAUUGCUGGAUACUUUUUCCUGCCCGAUCUCCCGGAGAAUACACGAGCAUUCUACUUGACUGAGAAUGACCGUGAACUUGCCCGCAGGCGGAUGGAGAGUGUCGGACGUGCUCCGCGAACCAAAUUGGGCCGUUCUGCUUUCAAGCGAAUCUUUGGUCGCUGGCACGUCUACUUUCUGACCAUUCUGUACAUCAUCUUCAUCAAUAUUGGGCCUUCCAGCAGUGUGAAUCCCUUCUCUCUCUGGCUCAAAUCCAAGGGCGAGUCUGUGGAGAAGAUUAAUAUCAUUCCAACGGCGGCUUCAGCUAUUCAACUGGUCCUUACGGUGUCAUUCGCCAUCCUCUCCGACGCGAUCCGCCAUCGUGCCAGCGUCAUGUCGAUAUCCACCUUCCUCGGUGGUUUCGCUGCCUUGAUCCUCGCCAUCUGGAAUGUACCAGACGGGUUGAAGUGGUUUGCGUUCCUUCUCCAGCGCGCAUCCGUACCGUACGGACCACUCAGCAUGAGCUGGACGAACGAGAUUUGCGGCGCCGAUGCCGAGGAGCGUGCAAUUGUCAUAGGAAUCAUGAACUCGCUGGGCUAUGCCUUUAAUGUCUGGGUUCCGAUCCUGACGUACCCUCAAGUUGAUUCGCCCAAAUUCAAGAAGGGCUUCAUUUUCUCGACUAUUGCUUUCGGUGCCCAAGCACUGAUCACCGCUACGGUGGCCUUCUUGUACAAGCGAGACAAGAAGAAGGAGGGAAUCACCAAGAGAGACGAAGAAGGUGUCACGGCGCCGGCCUCAGUUCCUAACGCCGAAUAG
Molecule: messenger RNA, 1374 nt
Organism: Colletotrichum tamarilloi
Lineage: Eukaryota; Fungi; Ascomycota; Sordariomycetes; Glomerellales; Glomerellaceae
Product: major facilitator superfamily transporter
Exons: 5
Coding region: 1-1374 (457 amino acids)
Cellular component (GO): membrane
Molecular function (GO): transmembrane transporter activity
Source: RefSeq, a predicted model, not a curated record